Messenger RNA from Pseudovirgaria hyperparasitica, 675 nucleotides. RefSeq lists its product as uncharacterized. NCBI's taxonomy places the organism in Eukaryota, Fungi, Ascomycota, Dothideomycetes, Acrospermales, Acrospermaceae. The coding region runs from base 1 to 675 and encodes 224 amino acids. The record is from RefSeq and is a predicted model, not a curated record. Gene Ontology annotation, biological process: vacuolar proton-transporting V-type ATPase complex assembly. The transcript is spliced from 2 exons. Gene Ontology annotation, cellular component: Vma12-Vma22 assembly complex; extrinsic component of endoplasmic reticulum membrane.
AUGGCAUCUGUUCUGGCUCCGAUGGCUGACCAGAACUUACAACAAAAACCGAGCCGUGAAGAGAUGCUGGAUAAGAUUGAUCAUCUUCUCGAACGCUACCUAGAGCUUGUAGAUGAAUAUCAGAAAACGCGCAUACAACUUUCGUCCCAUAUGUCCUCAGGUUUCAUUUCUUUAGCGCAGUCAAAUUUUGCCUCAAGGGUUAGGUACGGGCAAGAUCAGUACGAUGAUCGCAUGAAGGCAUGGCGGCGAGCACGAAUAUCUCAAACAGAUUCUGGUCUGACUAAGCUUGAUCUCCUGUCUCUGAAUUUGACUCCCACCACGAACACAUCCGAGUCAGCUGACCAAGCCUCAUCGGACGAGAAGGUCCAUCCAGACAAUGAUCAACAGCCGCGACACACCAAAGACGACGGACAGACUAUCAAUACCGAAAAUGGUCAACAUGGACGAAGCCCCGAGAAGUCUCCCAAUCGGCCUUCGGAUGAAUCCGAGGAGAAGAUAGUUGAUCCAAUCCGAUGGUUUGGUGUUCUUGUCCCUCAGGCGUUGAGAACUUCACAAAGCCAUUUUGUACAAGCCGUCGAUGACCCCAUUCCAAAGCUCUGUAAUAUAUUGCGAGAAAUGCGCAUACUUGAGUCAGAGAUUGGGAGAACGCGGAAGCAAGCGAAGAAACUCUCUUAG